Molecule: messenger RNA, 4375 nt
Organism: Frankliniella occidentalis (western flower thrips)
Lineage: Eukaryota; Metazoa; Arthropoda; Insecta; Thysanoptera; Thripidae
Exons: 6
Coding region: 363-1625 (420 amino acids)
Molecular function (GO): protein binding
Source: RefSeq, a predicted model, not a curated record
GCCCUCGAGAGGCGCGUGACGGCCACCGCGUCCUCAGCACCCCCUGCCCGCCGGUGCCCACCGUGCCUCCCGUGCCCCCGCGCCCCCCGCGCCCCCGCGCCCCUUGAGUGCCCCCGGGCCCCAAGCCCUCGCGCGGGUCGACGUCCUCGUCCUUCUCGCUCCCGGCCCUGAGUGCCCCCGUGGAGGGCUCCCGCCGGCCCCCGCCCCGGCCCGCCCUCCCCGAGGGUGUAGUGUUGUUGAGCCCUCGUCGGGGCGCCCCUCGCCCUUCCCUCGGUGCGCUGGUGAGGUUAGGCGGCCGGACGCCGGCCUAGGGGUGCCGUUGGCUCCGUGAGUGUCGCUGAUACCCCUUCGAGAACAGCGCGAUGGCUAAAGCGGAGCUCUACCGCGCCAAGUGCGCCUUCAACGUGAGCGAGCAGGACGGCGCCAAGACCACCGCCCAGUCCGAGACCAAGUCCGUACCCACCUCGCCCAACUUCCUGCGCUCGGCCAACAUCAACGCCCUCAAUCUCAACAACAAGGUCAACCAGAACAUCCAGUUCUUCACCAAGCUGAGCGCCAAGACAAUCGAGGACGGGGCCAACCAGACGGGGACUCCUGGGUCGCCCGCCAAGGCGGUCCGCAAGAAGGACAAGUCCCCUGUUCGCUUGCUGGCCGACAAGGAGAACGACGAGCAGGGCAAGAAGGAGGACGAUAGCGAGGAAAAAGACACGGAAAAGGACAAGGACAAAGAGAAGGAGAAGGAGGAGGUGAAGCCCACUGACAAGCCGGAGAGGGUCAAGGUCUUGCUGGACCUACCGAACCAGGAUCAACGCACGUCCAAGUCGAGCGAGGAUCUCACAAGGGUAGACGACGAUGUAAACGAGAAGGACCUAAAGUACAUUAAAGAUAUCAAGGACCUAAGGGAGAUUUUCCUCGGCUUCAAAGAGGGCGACUUAUUCAAGGUUCUCAGUAAGGAGUGGGAGUCCUGGUGGGCAGUGCGCACACUGGACUCAAAUAGACGAGUCGGCCUUGUACAGGCCCAACUUCUGGAGAAAGAAGAUGCUGAGCUGCCAGACGACGAAGACUCAGAAAAUAUGGACCAGAUUGAGUCGAAUCUGAAGGCGUCCCUGGACGAGCUGCGGAAGCGCAUCGGCGAGCACGAUCCCACCAACAUUUACGCGGACGCCAUGAUCCCAGAGCAAGAAAUCAUGGAGCGCUGUAACCAGAGGAACUCGAGCGGACACGGCCUGAUGGGAGGGCUGGGCGGACUUGGAAGACCCCUGCCGUCCGGUGGUCCUCCGCACGUCAACUCGGAAGGACUCAUCGUGCCGAGGAAGGUGCAGAAUCCCUGCCUCGACUCCAAGGACAGACAAAACCUCCACCGGGAGUUGAUUUUCAAUACCAAAAUAGGCAAAAACCCACUAAACCAGAAGUCGGAGCUUGCGCGCGCCCUACAAAAUCGAAAGGAGAGCCAAGCAAAAAGGGAAGUGGAGUUGCAGAAGCAACAAAAUAAGACACCAUUUGAACGAGUAAUUGAAGAACGCGCUCGCAAACUCGAAUCUAGAAAGGAGCCUGAGGGAAGAAGUAGCAGUGGAGCAGAACCAGAAUUUAUGCAGAUUCAUGCCAAGGUCUGCAAGCCAAAAUAAUGGGGUAGUUGGGCAAGCCCUGUUUUGUUUCCGCAACCAUACCACGCUUUACCUGGAGCAUGUUCCUGUAGCUAUGAUAUUGAUAUCCAUUUACUGCUCUGACCAAUAACUGAAGCAGAUUAUGAGCCUUCCACAGGUUUAAGAGUUCUCAUUUUACCUUCUUUUGACAAUUGCCAUACUGUGGACACAAUGUUUUUGAAUUAUUGAAUGGCUUUCCGUAACUCACUGUCUGUCAAAUAUAUAUUCCCUAUUAUUCCAUCUGACCAUCACAUGUUCUCUCCCAUCUAGUUUAGUAUUAGUUGUGAUCUUACUUUAAGUUAUGUAGUAAUAAUUAUCUGACAACCACUUCCAAUCUAGGGGUACGAAUAUUGUGAACUUUCCAUUAUUAUUAUUAUGAAAACUGUUUUCUUUGAAAUUUGUGUCGUCCAAAGAAACUGCUUUGACACACUUAACUGUUUGAAAACAUAUAGAGUUCAGAAUUCAGGCAUAUAGUUGUACUUCAUAAUCCUACGGUACUUUUUAUUCAUCGACUUCUAGGUUGGUAAAUUAUUGUGCAAUAGCUUAGGCUACUUGUGUCAAUUUUUUUUGUUUUGUUAUUCUGACAUUUCCUCCAAAAUGCAUUUGUUAUGUAUUUGAAGCCCUCUGGAACAUAUGUAGAGGUGAAACUAACUGGUUUCUUUAGAUUCUUAUUUUUGUUAAGCAAGUGAAAGAAAAAAGUGGUUAAUCUCAAGACGCUCUUGAAGUGACAUUUAAAAGUAAAAUUAUUCUGGCAGUAUACCAAUAUCUCUUAAAAGACUUUUGGAUUGUUAGUAUUGUCACUGAAUAUUGAAUAUCAUCUCAUUGACAGUACAGACAUUAGUAUUUUCUUACAUGUCAAUCUCAUCUUGAUGAUAAAAAUUCAGAGUAUUUUUAUAACUCUAUUUAUUUCUGUGUGAUGUUAACAUAAAUCACAUUUUUUUAAAACAACCGUUAUUGCAAGCAAGAUACUAUUUGCCUAUAAUGUAUUGAUCUAGCCAUAGCAGCAUCUUGGAAAGUAUUACCGUAACUUCUAUUACUUUUUUCUUCUUUGAUUUUCACAAGUUUCCCUAUUUUUGAGCUGAAGUUUUGUGUCUAAUUCAUGAGCCAGUUCAAACAUGUAGUGUAAUAUCUCUCUUGAAUAUUGUGUGGGUAAAAACAAACUAUUUUCUUCUUUGGUUGCAUAUCAUUUGUGAUUUUACAUUGUAGUAAUGUCUUCGAAUCAUUGUAAACCUUUAAUGUAUAUUACUGUUUAUCAUAUUUGUUAGAAGAUUCAAACAGCACAAUGUGUUGGUGAAUUUGGCACAAAGUUGCUACUUUGAUUUCCUCUUAUAUGUCUUGAAAAGAGGAUCUUGAAGCAGGGACUGUAGGGUAUGUUUAAACAGUGCUUCCUUUGUUGGUAUCUCUAGGACUUGAUACAGUUUUUAAUAUGGAUCAAGACCUGUCAAAUUUUGUAAUGCUAAGGUUAUAUUGAUGAUAAUUUUGGCCGGUACCACUAAGAACAAAGAAGGUACUGCGAGAUGUUCCCGGGAUUGCACCAAGGGGUGAGGGAUGAACAAUGAUCUGCUAUGAAUUCUUCAUUUGUACAACUUUUUUUUUUUUUUUUUUUUUUCAUUUUUAGGUUGCCCUGGAACUUGCAUUGUUUAUUAAUAAACUAGGAACUAAUGUACUGCUUCUGUUUUCUCUGAUUAGAAAGUCAAGUAUUAAUCUCAUUAUAGGAGAAAGAUUGUAUCUCUAACUUUCAUUCAAUGUUAUAGACUGAUAGUACCUGUUAGAUUCAAAGACAUUUAUUGUCAACCCAGUUAUGACCAGUUUUUGGAUUCUGUACAACAACCCAUAUUUACCCCUGUUAUCUUUUUCAAACUUUUCAGAAUAUCUGUUAAACAAACAUGGUACUUACAUGUGAAUUAAUUGUACAUUGUCAAUUCAGGCUGGAAGUGCAUCAUUUUGCCAUAUUCAAUGAAUGGUAUAUCCUCUGAAGAUUACUGUAAUAAAGUCAAGCACAUGAAAACUAAGAAAAAGAAAGUGCAGAGUACAAAAUAUGUUCAUUGGUGGCAAAACAUUAUGUUAUGUUCUUUUUUGUGCAUUUUUGUAGUCAUUUCUUUUACAGUUUUUUUACAGCGUGUACAUGUACCCUUUAUUAUCUAUCUAGCGUGAUGCUCAUGCAAUCAUAAUGUCUAAUGUACAGUGUUUUGUUUACAGAGCACAAAACCCAAAUUCUAAAAUCUUUUCCUUUUUUUUACAUUGAAAAGUUCUUUUACAUUCUCUUUUCUUUUUGGAAAGAGUGUGUAAUUGAAUACAGGCGAUGAUGCUUCUUAAGAUUGUAAUUGUAUUGCUCAUUCUCUCCUGGGAAAAGAUUAAAAAUAUCUGUACAAAUAAUGUUCAAAGUUGUAUAGUUACUAAAUGAGUUCUCUCAGAAUCCAAUACUAAUCUUUCCAUAGAACUCAUCGAUAUACAUACACGUUGUUGGUUAACAAGAAAAAGAUUGUGAUUGUAAGAUUGUGAAUACUUCCCUACUAGCAUGUAUAUACCAAACUCAAUUACUUUGUUUUGUUCUACAUGUUUUUUAAAGCCAUAUUUCUGUUUUCUUGAGUUGCCGCUGGGGUUAUAAUGGUAGCAGCUGAUCCUUCUCAUGAACAAAUCAAUUUAAGUCAGAAAAAAGACGAGACCAAACCUGUUGCUUUUGUAAAUACUACUUGUAGUCAGUUAAAUAAACAAAAAACUUCCUACAGUGA